UCAGCGACAAACAGACACACGAAGGACGAAGCACAUACCGUAUCUUUCUCUUUCUCUCUCUUCAAGGGAGUGUUUCCCUCACAAGCUCUCUUUCUCUGUCUCACAAUUUUUCUCCCUCGAUCUCUCUCUCUCUCUCUGACCUGAAUCUGCAUCCCCGCGCAAGGCUUCUUCUCCUUCUCUCAUCAGAAUCUCUGUUUACGCCCGUAUGCGCAUAUUUGGCUCUGCUUUGCUGCAAAUCUAUUAUUUUGAGGAGAGACAAAUGCCUAGUAGAUGAAUCUUAGCUCCUCGAGAGUACUAAUUGUGGAAUCCAUUUGAAGAAUGUGUUUGAUCUGUGCUUGAAAGAUUAGUGACUACCGAUACCAAUACCAAUUUAUAGGGUGAUGAACUGAGGAUUGUGGAAAACUGGAUGUGAUUAUAUUGGUGUAAUCCAGAAAAGGGUUUGGCUAUGGGAUCUAUGAACAUAGAGAAGAAGAAAUGGGUUCUUCCUCUCGCUAUAAGCUCCCUUUUUUGUGUUUUCCUUAUGGUAACCUCAUUCAACAUGGGCCUUAUUUCAUCAUUACGGAGAAUCAAUUCGAUCAUCUCUAUUUUCCCACCUAAUAGUUUGCGGAAUCAAACAAGCCCAGUUUUUGCUGAGACCAAGGUUGUCAAUAGUCCAACUCCUGCUCCAAAGCCAUCUAUUGCUCGCUUCGGUUACCUGGUUUCUGGGUCAAAAGGUGAUUUGGACAAGCUUUGGAGGACUCUUCGAGCACUUUAUCAUCCAUUGAAUCAAUAUGUUUUGCAUCUGGACCUGGAAUCAUCUAUAGAGGAGAGACUGGAGCUUGCAGAUCGAGUUGAGAAAGACCCAGUUUUUGCCAAGGUUGGGAAUGUUUACAUGGUUACGAAAGCUAAUAUGGUUACUUAUAGAGGACCCACCAUGGUGGCCAAUACUCUUCAUGCUUGUGCCAUUCUUCUGAAGAGAAGUAAGGAUUGGGAUUGGUUUAUUAACCUCAGUGCUUCAGAUUAUCCUCUGGUUACGCAAGAUGAUCUUCUUUACACUUUUUCCGAAUUAGAUCGAAACUGGAAUUUCAUUGAGCACACAAACAAUCUAGGUUGGAAGGAGAACCUGAGAGCAAUGCCUUUGAUUGUAGAUCCCGGACUUUACCAUUCAAAAAAGCAAGAUUUAUUUUGGGUCACACCAGAUAGAACUUUACCAACAUCUUUUAAAUUGUUCACUGGUUCAGCAUGGAUGAUUCUGUCGCGAUCAUUUGUGGAAUAUAUGAUAUGGGGUUGGGAUAACCUUCCUAGAACCCUACUUAUGUACUACACAAAUUUCUUGUCGUCUCCUGAAGGAUACUUUCAGACAGUCGUAUGCAAUGUCCCGGAGUAUGUGCGCACUGCAGUCAACCAUGAUAUGCACUACAUCGCUUGGGAUAACCCCCCAAAACAGCACCCGCUCUCCCUCACUGUUAACGACACUGCCAACAUGAUUUCUAGUGGCGCUGCCUUUGCACGUAAGUUUAAGAAAGACGAUCCUGUGCUGGAUAAGAUUGACAGGGAAUACCUCCGUCGGAGAAAUGGAAGCUUUACACCUGGUGGUUGGUGUGCUGGUAAGCCCCGGUGUUCGAGAGUUCGGGAUCCUGAAAACCUUAAACCAGGUGUUGGAGCUCGAAGGCUUCGUAAUCUCAUAGAUAAAUUACUUACUGCAGCCAAGUCUGGUCAAAACCAGUGCAAUAGUUAGUUAAAACCAUUGUAAUUAGACUUUGUUGGACCAUUGCUGCCGGGGGGGUGGAGAAAGGCUAAUGCACAAUAGCAAGUGCAAUCACAAGCUGAAGAGUUGAUAGGAACUAUUAGAUAUUUUUUUGUUUGUUUGUUUUCUUUUUUUUUUUUUUUUUAAAUAUACAGAUUUGAGCGGGGUGGGGAUAAUGGUACCAUUAUUUUCUCUGAUCUAGUCUAUCAAAUUAAUAAGGCUUCUGUAGUUUCUUCUUGUUAUGAUCCAUACAUACGGUUCAGAUAAUUCUUUGGCUUGGUUCUCUCUGUGUUAUGCAAAUUUAUAUCUUAA
Messenger RNA from Diospyros lotus (date-plum), 2038 nucleotides. RefSeq names its product beta-glucuronosyltransferase GlcAT14B-like. The record is from RefSeq and is a predicted model, not a curated record. Gene Ontology annotation, cellular component: membrane. NCBI's taxonomy places the organism in Eukaryota, Viridiplantae, Streptophyta, Magnoliopsida, Ericales, Ebenaceae. The transcript has 6 exons. The coding region runs from base 446 to 1717 and encodes 423 amino acids. Gene Ontology annotation, molecular function: glucuronosyltransferase activity.